Molecule: messenger RNA, 671 nt
Organism: Drosophila guanche
Lineage: Eukaryota; Metazoa; Arthropoda; Insecta; Diptera; Drosophilidae
Product: larval cuticle protein LCP-17-like
Exons: 2
Coding region: 148-591 (147 amino acids)
Cellular component (GO): chitin-based extracellular matrix
Molecular function (GO): structural constituent of chitin-based larval cuticle
Source: RefSeq, a predicted model, not a curated record
UUGUUUGGGUGGAUCGGGUUUCAGUCGACUGAGAAUUUGGAAGCAGUCUUGUGUUUGGUAUAAAAACAUUUGCAAUUGGCGACAGAGACAUCAUUCAGAGUUGUCUCACUGUCCCAGACAAACGAACUCCUCCUCACUUCUGCCAAGAUGUUCCGCUACAUGCUCGUCGCCUCCGCCGUUCUGGCCUGCGCCUAUGCCGCCGCUUCCUACAACACCGAUGCCACCGCAUAUGUAGUGAAGAACAGCGCUGACAUCCAGCCCGAGGGUCAGUACCAGUACCAGUACGAGACCAGCAACGGCAUCGCCGCCCAGGAGUCUGGACUCGGAGGCCACCAGGCGUCGGGUGGAUACUCGUACUACUCGCCGGAGGGACAGCUGGUCCAGAUCUCCUAUCUGGCCGAUGAGAACGGUUUCCAGCCCCAGGGAGAGCUCCUGCCCACUCCUCCACCAAUCCCAGCUGCCAUCCUGAAGUCCCUCGAGUACAUCCGCACCCACCCUCAGUACCAGGAGCCCCAGCAGCAGUACCAGCAGGUGCAGCAGCAGCAGUACCGCAGCCCAGCUCGCGUACAGAACAAGCGCAUCUACGGUUAAGCAGCGACGACAGUCAUUUGCUAAUGUUUAAAAAAGCUUUAUUACACUUUUUAAAUGAAUAAAUGUUAUUGAGGAGAAAA